Molecule: messenger RNA, 3302 nt
Organism: Monodelphis domestica (gray short-tailed opossum)
Lineage: Eukaryota; Metazoa; Chordata; Mammalia; Didelphimorphia; Didelphidae
Gene: IL18R1
Product: interleukin 18 receptor 1
Biological process (GO): positive regulation of type II interferon production; interleukin-18-mediated signaling pathway
Molecular function (GO): interleukin-18 binding; interleukin-18 receptor activity
Source: RefSeq, a predicted model, not a curated record
GCACGUAGGAGGAGGAAAUUCGACUGACAAGAUCUGCGGGAAGGGCUGGCUAGAUAGAGCUCUUCACUUGUGCCCAGGCAAAGAGAGAGGCAGAGACAAAGCCCGGCCCGACUCUGCCUCCCCCAGCUCUAGGAAGGACUUUCCCGCGGCAUCUUCAGUCUUACAUUCCACCUUUGGAGAUUACGCCUUUCCGCCCAGUGCCUCCCCAGCUGGGUACGUGCAGCCCAACCAAAGUUUCACAGUGGUGUGCAGCCAGAAGUCACCCCUCCCCUUCUUUCUUUCUUUCCUUCCUUUUUUUGGGGAGGUUCCUUUUGUCUUCUAUCACACCUCCUCCCCGCUCCUUCCUCUGGGUGGCACGUUCUCAGUUGGACGCCUUAUCUUGUCGGAAUAACCAGAUCCUUGCUAACCUCGUUUGCACCCCCCAGUCUUUUGCUUUUGUCGAGGCACCUACUGUCACAUCUCCACACUCCACUCUACCAUCCCACCCCCAUUUCAGUUUUCCAGGACACGUAUUUUAAGAAAACUCUUGGACUUCCAAAAUGCAUUUGAGAGUCCUGGUCGUUAUAUUUUUGAUAUUUGUGGAGGGAAACAACUCAGAGGAGUGUGUGGAGCGGAGUUUUAUCACUGCACUCGAAGGUGAACCCUUUCAUUUGAAAUGCUGCCUGUCUGCUAGGAGACACCAUAAAAACAAGACUUUCACAUGGACAAAACGAUAUGGAAGAAAUAGCACAAUGAAACUGUCCUCAAAUGAGAACGUCAUUAUUAAUGGUAGUGUUAUAGAAUUUUGGCCAAUUAAAAUGAGUGAUAAUGGAAUAUACUCUUGUAUAGCAGGAAAUGAAAAUAAGUCAUGGACUAUAAGUGUCACUAAAAAAAACAGACACGGUUGUUUUCACCCAAAUCAUUUAAUAACUAUAGAAGCAGAUGUUGGGAAAUCCCUUUCCAUAAACUGUAUUGAUGAUUACUACCAGAAAAAGGACCAUCGUAUAUCUUUAUUUAAGAACUGUUCUCCAAUUCCGGGGAAUUAUAGAUCAUCUAUUCUGAAGAAUGCUGAAUUGAAAGAUGAAGGCAAUUAUACCUGUAUAUUUUUCCUUUCAAAUAAGUAUGGAUCAUUUAAUGUCACUAAAACUUUCCGUGUGAAAGUAAAAGAUAACAUAAGUAGAGUGCCAAAACUAUUUGGGAAUAUGACUAAUUAUGUGGAAGCUGAAUUAGGAAAAAAGAAAACACUCAACUGUACUGCUAUACUGGAUGGCACGGAUGGUAGACUUUACUGGGAUUAUAUGGAAGAGAAUGAUACUAAUAUAAAUAUAAACAAAAUAAAUAGCAGCGAUUCAAAUGCCAUGACGCGUGUUUCCAGUUUAUUGGAGAUCAAAAUUGUCAAGGAAGAGAAUUUGAAUAUGUGGUAUAACUGUACCUUGUCAUCUCCUAGCAUCACCGAGACUAUAGCAUAUUUCUUGAAGAAGAAAGAAGGUCCUGCUGAUAUUUCCAGACACAUUUUUAUUAUUGCCCUUGUAUCUUCAGCUGCAGUCAUCUUCCUAGUGAUCAUGUGUGUCAUUUAUAGAGUUGAUAUACUUUUAUGUUACAGGGACUUUCUUAGAAGAGAUGAGACUUUACUAGAUGGAAAAGAAUACGAUGCAUUUGUGUCCUACCUGAAAGACUGCCAAUCUGAAAAUGGAGAAGAACACAAAUUUGCUCUUGAGAUUUUACCUGAAGCCUUGGAAAAACACUUUGGCUAUAAAUUGUGCAUAUUUGAAAGGGAUAUAAUUCCUGGAGGAGCUAUUGUUGAUGACAUCCAUUCAUUGAUUAACAAAAGCAGAAGGCUAAUCAUUGUCCUGAGUGAAAACUACAUGUCUAGUAAAGUCAAAUAUGAACUUGAAAGUGGACUCCAUGAAGCUCUUGUGGAAAGAAAAAUUAAAAUAAUCUUAAUCGAAUUCACACCUAUUCGUGACUUUACAUUUUUGCCACAAUCUUUGAAGCUGCUGAAAUCUCACAGGAUUUUAAAGUGGAAAGCAGAUAAGUCUCUCCCUUACAACUCAAGAUUCUGGAAGAAUCUUCGAUAUUUGAUGCCUGCCAAAAAUACCAAAAAUGUUUUUUCUUCAGAUCCCUUGGGAAAUGAAUUGUUGCCUGUUGUUUCAAAGUUUUAACCUUCAAAAUGGCUAAGUUGAGUGCUUGCUUAUAAAAACAUAUUAAGACUUUAUAACAAAUGACUUAAAUGAAAAUCACCUCACUUUCUUCCAGCAAACUGAAGAGUUUAUUUAAAAUAAAGCUUAUUUUGCCCCUUCAUCAUAUUGAGAGUAACCAAAUGAACUCUUUCCUCUCCCUUCUUCUGUUUUGCUCUAACCUCAAGUGUUGCUUCUAGUCUCCAAAAGGAGAUGCAUGUAUUUUUGUAGCAUGUUUUGUUUGCCUGAGUGCAAAAUUUUAAUUUUGAAUGAAUAAUAACCCCAUUGAAUCAAGUGGAUUCUAUUAAGAGAUAAAAAAGCAUUUCAUAAAGAUUGGGGUAGUUGCCUUCAUUCUCCCUGAGUAAUUGACUAUUUCUCUAGAGUACAUAUGCAAAAUACCUUGUUUACAUAUUUAUGGAAAUUUUAUUUAUAUAUUUAUAGACAUUUAUAAAUAUCUUAUUUAAAUUUUUAGCCAGAAGAAAGAAAUGGAGAGUGGGGAAAUGACAGGAGGCUUAUAAAGUUAAGGAAGGGCUUAACUUUCUGAAUGUACAUCUUGUUAGACUAGUAUUCACUUUACCACUAAUCUUAUUUUAUAUUGGGCUCUCACUAUUCCAAUGAAAUGUAUUCAUUUAAUUAACUAGGUCUAUCCUUAAAAAUCAGGCAGCUAUGUGGCACAGUGAAUAGGUCCUGAAGUCAGGAAGCCUCAUAUUUGUGAGUUCAAAUCUGGCCUCCGACUCUCUGGACAAGCCACAAUGCAUUUUGCUUCAGUUCUUCAUCUGUAAAAUGAUCUGGAGAAAGAAAUAGCAAACCUCUCUAACAUAUUUACCAAGAAAACUCCAAAUGGGACCACAAGGAGAGGGAUGUGACUGAAACGACUGAACAACAACAUGAGGUCCUGGAACUUGGAUCUGGUUUUCUGGAGUCAAUGGUGUGUAGAUGUCUUCAUUAACAAUGACUUUUAGAUCUAUUUUGGUGUCAGAAGUUCUUAAAGUGUUUUAUCCUGUUGUGGAUCAGUGACUGAACAACAUUAAAAUCCUUAGAAAUCUCUUAAAAGAUACAUAAGGACCUUGUCAUCUUUUUGUAUGGAAAGCAUGGAGAAUUAUGCUUUUUAUGAUUCAUAAUAAAAUAAAAACCAGGACCUUUUCA